Molecule: messenger RNA, 1351 nt
Organism: Oncorhynchus gorbuscha (pink salmon)
Lineage: Eukaryota; Metazoa; Chordata; Actinopteri; Salmoniformes; Salmonidae
Product: calcium uniporter regulatory subunit MCUb, mitochondrial-like
Exons: 9
Coding region: 167-1171 (334 amino acids)
Biological process (GO): mitochondrial calcium ion homeostasis; calcium import into the mitochondrion
Cellular component (GO): mitochondrial inner membrane; uniplex complex
Molecular function (GO): calcium channel inhibitor activity
Source: RefSeq, a predicted model, not a curated record
AUUCCACCAAUGAGAAGAUCUGAUUUGAGACGGGAGGGAGAGGUGCGCCCUUCAGUGUAUUCAACAGCGAUGGAAGUUUUUUAUUUAUUUUUAAGUUCCGUAUAAACAUAACCGGUUCGGUUUAAUCGCGUUCGUUCGUUUUUACUUUGUCUCGUGUUUUUUUACCAUGAUUUGGUUCGGUAGAGUUGCCAAACUCCACUACGGAGUUCUCCGCUGCUCGCUCUCCUCUGCCUCUGGAAAAAGUUCCAGCGCGAUUCAAGUUCCCUACUUGUCCAGACAGUGGUGUAGAUACGGGGCACCAGGACCAGUUCACUACUACAACACCCUACCACCUGCCACAGAUAUAUCUGUACAGUAUAAGUAUGGACGACCAGUGUUGUCUCUCCCCCUGCCCUCCCGCAGUGAGUUGUGUCAGUUCAGUCUGCGUCCCAUGUUGAUGACAGUAACAGACUUCCUGUCAGACAUACAGAGAGAGGACCCUGGAGUAGCCAUCGCAGCUGUACUGAGCACAGAUGGAGAGAGGGUUUGCUCUAGCACCUCUAUAGACACAGUUCUCAAUCAGGACUUCCAGAUCCUCAUCAACAGCACCAUCUACAGGAUACAUUCCCCGGGCAGAGAGUCUCCAGAACAUUCCACCAGUAUAGAUGACAUGAAGACAGUAGUCCACAUGCUCCAUUCAGCUCUCAACCUGCCAGAACACCAGCUACUGAGACAGAUUCAGCUUCUCCGCAGACUGGAUACACUGAAGCAGGAGCUGGGACCUUUGGAGGAGGUGCGGGCCCAAGUGGCUGGGAGGGCGGAGUCUCAGUCGAUGUGUAUAGAGUGGGCGGUGCUUGCCUUUCUCUCUCUACAGGGAAGCUUUCUGGGAUACCUGACUUGGUUUGUGUUUGCCUGGGACGUGAUGGAACCAGUCACCUACUUCAUCACCUACGCUACCAGCAUGGGCUUCCUGGGCUACUACAUACUCACUAAACAGGAGUUGCUCUAUCCGGAUGCUAAGGACCGUCAGUUUCUUCACUUCUUCCACAAGAGAGCAGCAAUGGAACAGUUUGACACACACAGAUACAACGCACUACGAGACCAACUGGCUAUGGUGGAGAGUGAUCUGAAACGCCUGAGGAAACCUAUUCAACUACAGCUACCAGUGGACCCCAUUCAGCCCAGCAACUAAACACCACACACACUAUACACUAUAAAAGGAGCAAUAUUGUAGCACCUUCAUUUGUUCCGCGUAACACCAGCUCUACAUUACAUCUCAUGUGGACUCAGAGAAAUAUGUCAUACGCCUGCGUUCAAAGAAUAUCAUUUCAGAGAUUUACUAUAUGAAAUAAAUUCAUCAUUUUUAUCUGUG